AUGGUUAAUGGUGAAAUAUGUCCUUCAUUUAGAGAUGCAUGUUAUGCUCUCGGCCUCUUAGAUGAUGAUAAAGAAUACAUCGAAGCUAUUAAGGAGGCAAGUCAGUCUGGAUCCGGUUAUUACUUACGUUUCUUAUUCGCUACCAUGUUAUUAUCUCACAACUUGUCUAGCCCGGAUGUUGUGUGGGAAAAUACAUGGGUAUACUUGUCGGAUGGAAUUCUUUACAAUCAACAACAAAGAUUAAAAUCUCCAGAUUUAUCACUUAAUGAAGAUCAAAUUAAGAACCUGGCUUUGUUUGAGAUUGAACAAAUUUUACUUCGUAACAAUUCAAGUCUCAAAAAAUUUACAAGGAUGCCUUUGCCCGAUGCUGAUUCUGUAUCCUCUUCAAACAAUCGUCUUAUUAGUGAGGAGCUAGAUUAUAACAUACCAAAUUUAAAGAAUGAGUUUGAUCAGCUUUCUAUUGCAUUAACAUCUGAGCAACAAAACAUUUUUGAUGAUAUCAUGACUGCAAUAAACAAUAAUGAAGGAGGUGUUUUCUUUGUCUACGGUUAUGGUGGAACGGAGCUGAGUCGGCAUACACCAUGCCCUCAGCUCGACAUGCCGAGCUCUAUGCAUGCUCUAAUUCCUUUUGUUUGGCAUCCUGUUCGGCAAAAUGAGAUAGAGGUGGAGAAGGCUCAGAUGGAGCUCGGUUGGGCCGGCACACCACGCCGCGAACUCGAGAGGUGUUGCUCGGCAACCCUACUCGGUAGUGCCUUACAAAGCUACUCCCUCUUCCACCUACCAAUCAAUCUUCUCUUUGGUGUGGCAAACACUUAUAUCUUCUAA
Messenger RNA from Lactuca virosa, 825 nucleotides. The record is from the annotation of a GenBank genome assembly. Lineage: Eukaryota; Viridiplantae; Streptophyta; Magnoliopsida; Asterales; Asteraceae.